GCCUGUUGUCGUUAUCUUCCUGCUCAUGGUGACAGAAGGCGGUGUAGGAGCUGAUUUCAGACCGGUUUUACUGAGGAGGACGCCGGUGUUGUGAACAUCUCGUGUUAGUUUGAGAAAGAAGAAAACCGGAUUGUCACGACAAGCCAGCGGAACGCCAAAUUCAGCCCCUGAAAAUAAAAUCUGCCGAGCAGCGGAAGUGGGGGCGUUUGUUCAACUCUGAGUUGUCAGUUUCGGGGAGAAGUCUUCAAGGUGGGGGGGCGACCCCUGAGCGGCCCGGAUCCACAUCACCGACCGAAGCCGGGGAGCAGAGAGCGGGGAAGCCUGAGAGGGGCGUGUCGGUCAUCGGAUCCACUUUUCGAACCUCCGCCGGGGCCCGGGUCACCCGGACAGAGACCUCAUGAAUGGAAAUCGGAACAACAGGAGCCGUUGUAGCCCAAACCCUGUUUUCGUUGCCACGACGACCUGGACAUGGCACCAUUGGAAAGCCCAUCAAACUCCUGGCCAACUGCUUCCAGGUGGAAAUCCCAAAGAUCGAUGUUUACCUGUACGAAGUGGACAUCAAGCCUGAGAAAUGUCCUCGGCGGGUCAACAGGGAGGUGGUGGACUCCAUGGUGCAGCAUUUCAAGGUGACCAUCUUCGGUGACCGGUUACCAGUGUACGAUGGGAAGAAAAGCCUCUACACCGCCAGCCCACUUCCUGUCGCCACAGCUGGGGUCGAUCUGGACGUCACCCUGCCAGGUGAAGGUGGGAAGGACCGCCCCUUUAAAGUCACCAUUAAAUUUGUGUCGCUGGUCAGCUGGCACAUGCUGCACGAAGUCCUGACGGGACGCCGCAUCGCCGAGCCGCUGGACCUGGACAAACCAGUCAGCACCAACCCGGUUCACGCCGUGGACGUCGUGCUGCGACACCUGCCCUCCAUGAAGUACACCCCCGUGGGGCGGUCCUUCUUCUCCUCCCCGGAGGGUUACGACCACCCGCUGGGCGGAGGAAGGGAGGUGUGGUUUGGCUUCCAUCAGUCAGUGCGCCCAGCCAUGUGGAAGAUGAUGCUCAACAUUGAUGUGUCAGCCACGGCUUUCUAUAAAGCUCAGCCGGUGAUUCAGUUCAUGUGUGAGGUGCUGGACAUUCACAACAUCGACGAGCAGCCGCAGCCGCUCACCGACUCCCACAGGGUGAAAUUCACCAAAGAGAUCAAAGGUCUUAAAGUGGAAGUGACGCAUUGUGGAAGCAUGCGUAGGAAGUACAGAGUCUGCAAUGUGACGCGCCGCCCCACCAGCCUGCAGACAUUCCCGCUGCAGCUGGAGAACGGGCAGACAGUGGAGCGCACGGUGGCGCAGUACUUCAGGGAGAAGUACAGUCUGCAGCUGAAGUAUCCCCACCUGCCCUGUCUGCAGGUGGGCCAGGAGCAGAAACACACCUACCUGCCGCUGGAGGUGUGCAACAUCGUUGCUGGUCAGCGCUGCAUUAAAAAGCUAACAGAUAAUCAGACGUCGACCAUGAUCAAGGCGACGGCUCGCUCUGCUCCAGACAGGCAGGAGGAGAUCAGCAGGCUGGUGCGGAGCGCGAACUACGAGGCCGACCCGUUCGUCCAGGAGUUUCAGUUCCGUGUGCGCGAUGAGAUGGCGCAGGUGACGGGCCGCGUCCUGCCGGCCCCCAUGCUGCAGUAUGGCGGCAGGGUGAGCUCUGAACCCUUUAUGAACCGAAUGGUGGCCACGCCCAGCCACGGGGUGUGGGACAUGAGGGGGAAGCAGUUUCACACCGGAGUGGAGAUCAAGAUGUGGGCCAUCGCCUGCUUCGCCACCCAGAGGCAGUGCAGAGAGGAGAUCCUCAAGAGCUUCACCGACCAGCUGCGGAAAAUCUCAAAGGAUGCUGGGAUGCCCAUCCAAGGCCAGCCGUGUUUCUGUAAAUACGCCCAGGGAGCGGACAGCGUGGAGCCCAUGUUCAGACACCUGAAGAACACCUACGCUGGGCUGCAGCUCAUCAUCGUCAUCCUGCCUGGAAAAACGCCCGUCUACGCGGAGGUGAAGCGGGUGGGAGACACCCUCCUCGGCAUGGCCACCCAGUGUGUCCAGGUGAAGAACGUGGUGAAGACGUCCCCUCAGACGCUGUCCAACCUCUGCCUCAAGAUCAACGUUAAACUGGGAGGAAUCAACAACAUCCUGGUCCCACAACAACGGCCGUCUGUGUUCCAGCAGCCUGUCAUCUUCCUCGGGGCAGACGUCACCCAUCCCCCAGCAGGAGACGGGAAAAAGCCGUCUAUCGCAGCGGUGGUGGGCAGUAUGGAUGCCCACCCCAGCCGCUACUGCGCCACGGUGCGGGUCCAGAGGCCCAGACAGGAGGUCAUCCAGGACCUGGCGUCGAUGGUGCGAGAGCUCCUGAUCCAGUUCUACAAGUCGACCCGCUACAAACCGACCAGGAUCAUUUUCUACAGGGACGGCGUGUCGGAGGGUCAAUUCAGACAGGUUCUGUACUACGAGCUGCUGGCCAUCAGGGAGGCGUGCAUCAGCCUGGAGAAGGAGUACCAGCCGGGGAUCACCUACAUCGUGGUGCAGAAACGCCAUCACACGCGCCUCUUCUGUGCAGAUCGUAACGAGCGGGUCGGACGAAGUGGGAACAUUCCUGCCGGCACCACAGUGGACACAGACAUCACUCACCCCUACGAGUUCGACUUCUACCUGUGCAGUCACGCUGGGAUCCAGGGCACGAGCCGGCCCUCCCACUACCACGUCCUGUGGGACGACAACUGCUUCACUGCAGACGAGUUCCAGCUGCUCACCUACCAGCUGUGCCACACCUACGUCCGCUGCACGCGCUCCGUCUCCAUCCCAGCACCAGCUUACUACGCUCACCUGGUGGCCUUCCGCGCUCGCUACCACCUGGUGGACAAAGAGCACGACAGUGCGGAGGGCAGCCAUAUCUCAGGGCAGAGUAACGGGAGGGACCCCCAGGCGCUGGCCAAGGCCGUUCAGAUCCACCACGACACCCUGAGGACCAUGUAUUUUGCCUGAAGCCCCUUCAGUCGGCCCACUGACCCCUCUCCUCACCCAGACCUCCUCUGGACCUGGUCAGGCAGGCGUUCCAGCCUCCUCAUCAUCAGCUGCAGCUCUGUGGAAACAGCUGAUUCUUUUAGAACCGGUUGGGAUCUGCGCGGCGUCCCGGCCUCAUGCUGAUCCGGUUUUUACAUGUUUGUGUGUGUGUUUCUGAUUGUGGUGACACGUUCGCUUCACGGCGAGCUGCCUCUUCUUCUCAGCUGUUCCUCGGUCCGGCCAGUACGACGCGUCGCUCAGCAGACGCCGACCGCACGUUUAACCGCGCGGCGAGCUGCUCCUCCACGUGACGCCACCAAACGGACGCUUGAAUGUCAAAUCAGAUGAUUGUGUUUCCUUCCUCUGGAUAUUUAAGCAUCGUUUUCUCUUUUUAAUUUAAAUGAACGUUGAUUUUCAGCCAUAGCGCUCGUGGAGCGGACGGCCGCGGCGCUUUCCCAGUUUUUAGUUGUAAGGAAGUCGUUCAGUGCAAUAAGGCCGACCGCGGCGGAGCAGCCAGGAUGAAGGUGGGUUCAGGGAUGUUCAGUAUUCUCCUGGCUGGCUCCGGAUCAGCCUGACGGGGUUUUUAACUAAAGUGCCUGAAGAGGUCAGAAAGUGAUGAGCUGGAUUUUAUCCGACGGACGGGACUGAAUCUUUUAACGCUUCCUCCUCCUUAUAAUAAAGCUGGGAUGACACAAACUUCACAAAGAUGAUCCGUUUCUGAUCGCAACCUAAUAAAGUUACGAACAAAAUGGAUAGAAACGAAACUCACUGGUGCUGUUUUUAAAAUAACUAUUUAUUCUGGAUUUAAAUUUAUGAAUUCUGUCAAAAUUUAAGAUGAAGCUUAACUUACAAAGUCUGAAAUGUCAGAUUUUUCCUCUGACUUUGCAUACAUUUACGUUUUCAUGAUGUUGAUCUAAUCAUGUCAAACUGCAGAUGAUUUCAUCGUUAAACAUUUGAUGUUAAAUUAAAACCUGAGGAGGGAAAACGGUGUUGGAUUUCUACGAAGUGCGUAACUGAGCUCUGUUUUGUUUAAUUUAAAGACAAAACAAAAAGAAAUGUAUUUUCCCUCAGCCUGAAAACAUGAAGGGAGUUUCUUUAGUCCAGAUUUAUGUCGGACGGGAGGAAGAAAAGCUGCUUUUCUGCUUUGGAAACUUGUGUAACGGCGAGUUGUGGCUACUGGACCCCGUGAAAACAUUUUCUGGGCAGCAGUCCUUCCUGGUUUGGAGGAAGCAGAUUUUCCUCCGGGUUCGGACUCUGGUGGUGCUUCGUUAACGUUCACUUUAACACUUAAACGCUCGGACCAAACCAACGUGCCUGCUCGGGGAGUUUACGCACGCGGCCUUCCAGCUCGGUGCUGAUUGGCUCGCCUCGUCACCAGAACCAAACAGCUGCUAUAAGAACCCUUUAACCCGCCGUCGGAUGAGAAGGAGGCGGAACCUAAAGGCACUUGGAGAGAUGGCGCGUCCUCCAGCCGGUUUGGUUCUUCUGGUCGGACGUCAGAAACAUCUGCUGUUACUGAGGACCGACCUGAACGUGUUCCACACGGUUUGUUCGUACAGUGAUGGACCCGAGUCUCACCGAUGCCUUUCUCCUCUGGAGAUAUAUUUCUAAUGAAAGAUAUGAGUGAAAUGCACACUUAGCCACAUAUUUUUACUAACAGAGGUCCUAUCUGAAGCAGAAUUGUACUAAUGAAUCGUGUCUAACAGUCUGGGAUUAUUUUCCAGACGUGAACUCGUUAAAUCCUCCCUCCUCUUUAUUUGAUCAUCUCAGAAGCUCAUCCAGGAAGUUGGAGACCUUUAUUUUUUUAUUUUUCAUGAGAGAAGGAGGGUUGGAAGUUUUCUGUUGGACCCAUGUGACCGUUACAGACUGUGCCUUUCCUGAUGGUGCUGAAAACCCAGUAAAUCCAUGAGAUACAUACUGUAAAGUGUGUAUAUGUGAGUGUUUACGUGUGUUAGUGGGUAUUUGUGUCCAUGCCAAGAAUUGAAAACAUGCAGAAGUGAUGUUUGUGGAGAGGACAGGACCAGAAGUCCUGCAGGGAUCCGUUACUGUGGAGCACAACCCAAACCUUUCUGAAGGAAGUCAAACCCCUCUGUGUGUGAGGUGUGUGUGUGUGGAUGAUGCUUUAUUUAUUCACUUCCUGCCUGCAGGCGUGAGAGGCCUCCAGCGCUGCCUGUAAAGCUGUUUUCUUCCUGUACGAAGGCAGUAACGGCUCAUAAAUCUGCAGUGAUCUUUCUUUAGACGUUUACAGAAGCAGGAAUCCGCCUCGUUCUACAGAAACGUGUCCGGCUGUUUUAAAUCUCUUUCUUUUUAUUUGUUUUUGUCUAAAAUGUCAUUUUAGAAAUUAAAUGUUUUUGUGUUAACAUUCACCUCAUCCUGGUCCCAAGUUGAGCCUUUUUACUUGUCGUAUUUAAUUUUCAGAAUAAAUCUAAUACGUGACAAAAUCCUA
Melanotaenia boesemani (Boeseman's rainbowfish) is the source of this 5469-nucleotide messenger RNA. It is a transcript of the gene ago3b, whose product is annotated as argonaute RISC catalytic component 3b. Gene Ontology annotation, molecular function: RNA binding; protein binding. Gene Ontology annotation, biological process: regulation of stem cell proliferation; regulatory ncRNA-mediated gene silencing. The coding region runs from base 402 to 3005 and encodes 867 amino acids. The record is from RefSeq and is a predicted model, not a curated record. The transcript has 20 exons. Lineage: Eukaryota; Metazoa; Chordata; Actinopteri; Atheriniformes; Melanotaeniidae.